ACAAGUCCAAACAAGCCUGCCUGUGUGUUUUCUGGUUUAUAUGGUGAUUAGAUGGUCAUUAUCUGUUAAAACAGGACACUCAGUACUGGUGCCAUAAAAGACCCUAAAUAUAAUCCUGUUCUUGUGUUGCCCUGUGACCUCUAGUUAAACAUUAUGAGAUAAAUGUUAGUUCAUCAAGAUUUAUUACAGGGAGGGUGUAGCUGAGUGUCUAACACACAUGUGCUUUACGACUCACAGUAUGGGUAACUGAGAAACAAAUCAUCUAAAGACAAACACAGCCCGUUAUUAAAGACGUCAAGAGCGCUCCGCUCGAUAUGCGGGGUAACUGACGUGAAGCUGCGCAUUUUCUGCUGUACUGGUUCCAUUACACUUCUGCUGAGUUCAUGUUUUGGGCUGUAACUCCACUCUUUUAGCAUCUUAAGAAGGCAGAGGAUAUCUUCAGCUGCUCUCGGCUGAAUACAGCAGAAGAAUGAAGAGAUUUGGGCGAGUUGGAUCUGAUGGGCCGGAUAGCCUUGAGCUUGAACUGACUGAUGGAGUCUCUAGUCAGUCAGUGCAGCCAAUCAUGGCUCCUCGAGUAUCCGUGACAUCAGUUAAAGAUAUGGGACGGUCAGUCGCUCACCUGGCGUCCUAUGCAAGAGGCCGCUGGAAACAUGCUGCCCGCAAGUCUGUGAGGAAGAAACCCACAGAGGAAUAUGUUGGCAGCAAGUACAAGGGUCUGGCAACAGAUGAGGAUGCUGUAGAUGGACAGAAGAAGACGGAGAUCCAGCUGAAUAAAAGGCUUCUGGAUCACUUUCGAGUUCUGGCGGCCAGCAAUAAAGACACAGAUGAGGUGGACCUGCAGUUGCUCAAUGAUGUCCUCACACAUGGAGCCGACCCAAACUCAGCAGAUAAAUACGGGCAAACGGCCCUGCAUGAGAUAUCUCGGGCGUGGAACGUGGAUGUGAUGCGUUUUUUCCUGGAAAGAGGGUCUGAUUUCCAGAGGGCUGAUGCCUUUGGAGUGACGCCUCUUCAUGUAGCUGCAGCUCUGGAUUAUGAGGAGAUGCUGCAGUUCCUGUUAGAAAGAGGAGCUGACAUUGAAGCUCGCACAUAUAAAGACAAGCAGACCCCGCUGCACUACGCUGCUAAGAAUGAUGCUGUCGGCGCAGUUAGGAUGUUACUGCAGAACGGGGCGGACAUCACUGUACGAGACUAUAAAGAGAGGACACCUCUACAGCUGGCUGCGAACUUUGAUCGAAGUGAGACCGCACGUUUGCUGCUGGGGUUUGGAGCAGAUGCUGGGGUGCAGGACUCAGAUGGACAGCUCUGCAUUACUGCCAUGAUUACUAAGAUGAGCCCUGUGGCUGAUCUGGCAAUGAAUCAGUUCCAUAUGAAAGACCGAAUGGCCCGACAACAGUUCUACUACCUUCAUCUAAUGGAGCCGAAACCGGAUGACAAGACAAACCCCAAAGGUCCUGAUCCGUCAUCACCGCUGGAGUUUAUCGUCAAUCAGGGUAAACUGGAUCUCAUCAUGCACCCUGUAGUGCUCAAACUCAUCACUGUCAAAUGGAACUUAUAUGGCAGAUUGGGUGCCUGGAUACUCCUGCUUUUCAACUUCCUGUUUAUCAUCUCCUGGACAACAGUAGCCAUAUCUGUAUCAGUACGUCCGGAUGGAGAUCGGUACAAUCUUCCUCAGGACUGGUGGCGUGUGCUGCUGGUGGUUCUGGCACUAGUGCUGACGGUGACCGAGGUGUACAGGGAAGUGAUGGAGAUCGUGCGAUCUCGGAGGAAACUCAAGCACUGGCAGCGCUGGACUGUGCAGAAACUCAAUGAGGACUUGAGCUGCUCUCACCCCAUGUGGCCUGAGGAGCGCAAUUAUUUAGAAGGCCAAAUUAAGUAUAUUCGAAACCUGGAAGGAACCUACACUCAAGACCCCUGGAAUAUCUUUGAUUGGCUAGUGUAUUUGCUGCUGCUGACCGUUCUGGGCAUCCAUUUGACAGAUGUAUUUCUAGUGUCUGACACACUUCGACAGAACAGUCUUCGCUUCUUCGCAGUGUCCAUUAUUUUCCUGUGGUUAAGGCUAAUGAAGCAUGUCCGAGCUUUUAGAGCUAUGGGUCCCUUCAUUGUCAUGCUGGGGAAGAUUGCAGGAGACGUGCUGCGAUUCCUUUUUCUCUAUAUAGAGAUCUACAUUCCAUAUGCCUGUGCUUUCUGGAUCAUAUUUGGAGGUAUAGCUGAGGUGCCAAGUAUGCAGACGGUUCCUGAGCUGCUGUACAGCCUCUACCGCAUCACCCUCGUGGAUGAGUAUGAGUUUGAUGCCAUGCUGGAUGUGGACGCAGUCAUGGCCUACCUUCUCUGCGGAACAUUUCUGGCCCUGUCUGCUAUUCUCUGUGUUAAUUUACUGAUUGCUCUGCUUUCUGACACCUUCCAAAGGGUCUAUGACAACGCGCUGGCCAAUGCGGUGAUGCAACAAGCAGCUAUCAUUCUGCAGAUAGAGGAAUCCAUGCCUUGUCUGAGACGUUGCUAUGACAACGAGCACAUCCACCGCCAUUGCGCGCCGCUUGGAGAAUUCUUUGAUGAUGAUGUCACCACUAACCCAGAUCAGCAUGCUGAGAUGAAGAAGCUUACGGAACAGAUCAAGGAUACUUUAGAUAAAUAUCUGAACAUCCAAAGAGAGGCAGUCUCACCUCAGUUAGCAUAUGCAGAUGCCAGAGAUGUCACAAGAAGGCGAAGUGCCACACCUCCAGAGAAAGAAGAACAUCUCAAGACUCUUCACAGACUUGAAAAAGACCAGCAGAAGCAGAGUCAGGACCUGAGUGAGCUGAAGGCUGAAGUGAAGGAACUCCACAGUUUGCUGCUCAAUCUGAUCCAGCCCAAGACAAACUCAACCUCACCCACUGAUAAGGACAAGACACUCAGUGACAAAGCAACCUAAACCGGACAACAAAACCUCUGAAGCUGAUCAGUGAAAUACAGAAAUUAACACUGAAUCCAUCAGGAGCAAGACUGGGAAAGGACUUCUGUGCAGCAUGUCAUACAUGAUUUUGUGACCUAGAAUUGUUUUAUUAUUUUUAUGAUUUUUUUUCUUAAGUUAUGCAUUGUACCAAGUUACUGUAACAAUAUAGGUUUGCAUCUGUGUAUAUUAAAGUGAGUUUAUCUUAA
Messenger RNA from Megalobrama amblycephala (Wuchang bream), 3135 nucleotides. RefSeq names its product transient receptor potential cation channel subfamily A member 1. Gene Ontology annotation, molecular function: protein binding; calcium channel activity. Lineage: Eukaryota; Metazoa; Chordata; Actinopteri; Cypriniformes; Xenocyprididae. Gene Ontology annotation, biological process: calcium ion import across plasma membrane. The transcript has 19 exons. Gene Ontology annotation, cellular component: membrane. The coding region runs from base 470 to 2908 and encodes 812 amino acids. The record is from RefSeq and is a predicted model, not a curated record.